GCCAGUUAGCGCAGCCGCGGCAGAAACAGGCGCAGACAGACAGAGCACCGCAGCAACCAUGGCAGACGAAAAACCUAAGGAGGGAGUGAAGACUGAGAACAAUGAGCACAUUAACCUGAAGGUGGCGGGGCAGGAUGGCUCAGUGGUCCAGUUCAAGAUCAAAAGGCACACUCCUCUCAGCAAACUGAUGAAAGCUUAUUGUGAACGACAGGGGCUGUCAAUGAGGCAAAUUCGAUUUCGAUUUGAUGGUCAGCCCAUCAAUGAAACAGACACACCCUCACAGCUAGAAAUGGAGGAUGAAGAUACGAUUGAUGUAUUUCAACAGCAAACUGGAGGCUCUUUUCUUUAAAGACUGUUUCCUACAAACAUCCCUACCUACCUCCCAUUUUCAUCCCCCAACAUGUUUGUUAUGCCCAGUUUCAAAUGCUCAUGACCAGUGUUGAUACUAUCCAGUGGAAUACUUUUUUUUUUUUUCUUUUUUUCAAAAUGCUGGAAGACCGCAGCACAGUUGGUGUAGAUAGAUUUGGUCACACUGUCAUUCACAUGUCAACAUUUCUGAUCUGUGCAGUGUAGACAAACCUGUGAGCUGCCGUAUGUCUGCCGAAGAAAUUUAAAGCUUGUGAUUUUUUUGUUUUAUCUUUUGCUUUUUUAUGUCGGAGCUUUUGAAGAAACAUUUCUUGGUCCUUAUUUUUGUUUUUAUACUUAUGUCAUCAAGGUUUUGAUUCAGAUGUAAUUUUGUUAUUUUUAAGAAAGCCGGCAUUUUAAAUUCACUUCUCUGUCAUGAAAAUGUAGUAUUGGAAUAAAUUGAGUUUUUUUUUAA
Molecule: messenger RNA, 820 nt
Organism: Solea senegalensis (Senegalese sole)
Lineage: Eukaryota; Metazoa; Chordata; Actinopteri; Pleuronectiformes; Soleidae
Gene: sumo2a
Product: small ubiquitin like modifier 2a
Exons: 4
Coding region: 59-349 (96 amino acids)
Biological process (GO): protein sumoylation
Cellular component (GO): nucleus
Molecular function (GO): ubiquitin-like protein ligase binding; protein tag activity
Source: RefSeq, a predicted model, not a curated record